CUGCACUACGGGACCCUCCUGGGCAGCAGAGCGUGUGCCCACAUGGCAGCAGCUGCCUGGGCCAGUGCCUUUCUCUAUUCACUGCUGCACACAGCCAAUACAUUUUCCCUGCCCCUGUGCCAUGGCAAUGCCCUGGGUCAGUUCUUCUGUGAAAUCCCACAGAUCCUAAAACUCUCCUGCUCCAAAUCCUACCUCAGGGAGCUUGGGCUCAUUGCAGUUAGUGUCUGUUUGGUAUUUGGUUGUUUUGUGUUCAUUGUUUUCACCUAUCUGCAGAUCUUCAGGGCCGUGCUGAGGAUCCCCUCUGAGCAGGGAUGGCACAAAGCCUUUUCCACCUGCCUCCCUCACCUGACUGUUGUUUCCCUGUUUGUCAGCACUUCAGCAUUUGCUCACCUGAAGCCCCCCUCCAUGUCCUCCCCAUCCCUUGAUCUGGCAGUUUCAGUUUUGUACUUGGUAGUGCCUCCAUUUUUCUCCGCCUUCCCUGGAGCCACUUACUGUGUCAAUGAGGACCUGCACUCUUGGUGGCUUUAA
This is a messenger RNA of Melozone crissalis (California towhee), 528 nucleotides long. RefSeq names its product olfactory receptor 14J1-like. Gene Ontology annotation, biological process: G protein-coupled receptor signaling pathway. Gene Ontology annotation, molecular function: olfactory receptor activity. The annotation marks the transcript as partial. The transcript has 2 exons. Lineage: Eukaryota; Metazoa; Chordata; Aves; Passeriformes; Passerellidae. The record is from RefSeq and is a predicted model, not a curated record. Gene Ontology annotation, cellular component: membrane.